CAACCUCGGGAGCCAUCAUUUCACCAGAAGCUGCAAAUUGCAAGCUCUCCUCCCUAGCUAGCCUCUCCAGCAGCCCAACCACAGCCUGCAGCUGCAGCUCGCGUUGGCACAGCGCCGCCUGAACGCGUGCUAAUUUAAGCUCUGUCGUAGCUCAACGCGGCCGCCGGGCUUUCGCCGACGACGUCAAAAUGGCCGGUGGUAGCAGUGCCGAGCAGCUCCUAUCCAGGAUCGCCUCCGGCGAUGGCCACGGCGAGAACUCGUCCUACUUCGACGGGUGGAAGGCCUACGACAUGGACCCUUUCGACCUGCGCCACAACCGCGACGGCGUCAUCCAGAUGGGCCUCGCCGAGAACCAACUGUCCCUGGACCUGAUCGAGCAAUGGAGCAUGGAGCACCCGGAGGCGUCCAUCUGCACGGCGCAGGGAGCGUCGCAGUUCAGGAGGAUAGCCAACUUCCAGGACUACCACGGCCUGCCGGAGUUCAGAGAGGCGAUGGCCAAGUUCAUGGGCCAGGUGAGGGCCGGGAAGGUGACGUUCGACCCCGACCGCGUCGUCAUGUGCGGAGGCGCCACCGGCGCGCAGGACACUCUCGCCUUCUGCCUCGCUGACCCGGGCGACGCCUACCUCGUGCCGACGCCAUACUACCCAGCUUUCGACCGUGACUGUUGCUGGAGGUCAGGCGUGAAGCUGCUGCCCAUCGAAUGCCACAGCUCAAACAACUUCACCCUCACACGGGAGGCGCUCGUGUCGGCCUACGACGGCGCGCGGAGGCAGGGCGUCCGCGUCAAGGGCGUCCUCAUCACCAACCCCUCCAACCCGCUGGGCACCACCAUGGACCGCGCCACGCUGGCGAUGCUCGCCAGGUUCGCCACGGAGCACCGUGUCCACCUCAUCUGCGACGAGAUCUACGCGGGCUCCGUCUUCGCCAAGCCGGACUUCGUGAGCAUCGCCGAGGUCAUCGAGCGCGACGUCCCGGGCUGCAACAGGGACCUCAUCCACAUCGCGUACAGCCUCUCCAAGGACUUCGGCCUCCCGGGCUUCCGCGUCGGCAUCGUCUACUCGUACAACGACGACGUCGUGGCCUGCGCGCGCAAGAUGUCCAGCUUCGGCCUCGUCUCCUCGCAGACGCAGCACUUCCUGGCGAAGAUGCUGUCGGACGCGGAGUUCAUGGCCCGCUUCCUCGCGGAGAGCGCGCGGCGGCUGGCGGCGCGCCACGACCGCUUCGUCGCGGGACUCCGCGAGGUCGGCAUCGCGUGCCUGCCCGGCAACGCGGGGCUCUUCUCGUGGAUGGACCUGCGGGGCAUGCUCCGGGACAAGACGCACGACGCGGAGCUGGAGCUGUGGCGGGUCAUCGUACACAAGGUGAAGCUCAACGUGUCGCCCGGCACGUCGUUCCACUGCAACGAGCCCGGCUGGUUCCGCGUCUGCCACGCUAACAUGGACGACGAGACCAUGGAGGUCGCGCUCGACAGGAUCCGCCGCUUCGUGCGCCAGCACCAGCACAAGGCCAAGGCCGAGCGCUGGGCGGCCACGCGGCCCAUGCGCCUCAGCUUGCCGCGCCGGGGAGGCGCCACCGCUUCGCACCUCCCCAUCUCCAGCCCCAUGGCGUUGCUGUCGCCGCAGUCCCCGAUGGUUCACGCCAGCUAGUCACCGAGCAUCCGGCAAGACUGGCUGUAGGGUGUGCCCGUACAUCCGUACGUACACCUUUUUUUCCCAUUCACGUGACUGCAAUCAAGUCUAUGGGAUGGUUGACAAAAGACUAUCUAGACAAGAGUGGGCGUAGUACGUAACUAGUUUGACGUUGUACAGGCGUCAGCAGGUAUCGGUAAGCAGCUAGUCAAAAGCACGCAAGCAGGACGCAUUUGUCCUCGAUACUUUCGUGUAAAUCUCUCUCUAUUUUUUUUUGCGAAAUUCGCGUGUAUGGUUUGUUUUGACGUUGGUAUAAAGUAUGGUAGAAUAACGAUGGGAAAUGGCAAUUUAGUCCUCCCGAUCAAUUGUUAUUGUAAACCACUGACGAAAGUUAAGAACAGAAGCUGUACCAGAAGGGUGAAUAAAAAUACCACAUAGGUAUUGAAUUAA
Messenger RNA from Zea mays, 2078 nucleotides. Its product is annotated as 1-aminocyclopropane-1-carboxylate synthase. The transcript is spliced from 4 exons. Bases 189 to 1646 code for a protein of 485 amino acids. Gene Ontology annotation, biological process: amino acid metabolic process; biosynthetic process. NCBI's taxonomy places the organism in Eukaryota, Viridiplantae, Streptophyta, Magnoliopsida, Poales, Poaceae. The record is from RefSeq and is a predicted model, not a curated record. Gene Ontology annotation, molecular function: transaminase activity; pyridoxal phosphate binding.